AAAUAUGGAAUGAAAAACCCUGAGAAAUUCGUUCUAUGUCAAGUAAAAAUAACUUUAGUAAAGUUCUUUAUAAGUGGUUAUUGCAACAUGAUGAAAAUCACAAAUCUUUAGUCAAGCACUCAGUUAUAUCGUGAAUAUUAAGCUUAACCCCCUCCAAUGCAAACCAUUCUUGAACCCAACUGCAGUGUUCCCUCCCCUAUUAUUUCUACCGUUUGAUGCUGAAAGAAAAAGUUUGAUUUGAUUUUGAUUUGAUAGUCAGUAUUCAACACACGGUGUUACACCAAUCUCUCGCCUAGGCCCCUUUAUCGGCUCCACUCUUUCAUUGUCCACCCCACUCUUUUGGGACUGGCGCCGCCCCUGAGGAUAACACGUCUUAUCCCCUCAAACUCAAACUCAACAAAUUUUUUUAGCAAAUCAAGUUAAUUACAAGCUACGUCAUUCUAAAGUUGUUUAAUACAAUCAAUAACGUAAAUUUGAAAAAAAGCAUCAGCUUUACUUAACACAAUACACAUGAUUAACGAUACAAAGCACAAGAACGGGGAAUUCUACUCUUCAAUUUCUUUUUCAAAAUGCAGUCUCAUAAUAACUUCUCCUGGCAUGUUCCAAUGAUAUAUAAUCAUUGGCAUGUUCAAACGAUUGAAUUCAACCCGAAGCUUUUGUGCUGACGAUAAAAGAUGAUUACGUUGAAUGAACAGCCUUGAAACAAGAUGGGUCGCCAAGGUAACUGGCUUGGUAUAAUGCGCAGGCUGAGGAAAAGUAAGACAUUGCAUGUUGCAGGUUGUUCCGCAAUAUGGAGUCGCGGAAGCUGUCGAGUAUCUUUGUUACAUUAACUUUAAUCGUAGCAAUUGCAUUUCUAUUUUUUCAAUAUAAUUAUCAUCUUGGCAAUUUAAAGUACCGUAUCAUCCAGCCGGGUAUUUGGUCAAAAGUUCACAACAGAAACGUGAAGGCCAAUAAAUCAAUUGUUAUUCUGGAGCCGCACAGGAGACGCUUGAUUCUAAUUUACACGAAUCUGUUUGGAAAUCGAGAAUGGUAUCAUUUACCGAAAUCUGAGGCACCGAAAUUUGCUGACAGAUGUGAAUAUAAAAACUGUGAAGUAACGUAUGACCAAAACAAGUUUACGGAAAGCGAUGCUGUGGUAUUUCAUGCAAGGGACAUGCCAUCAAGCCAGUUUUUGCAUGACUUUAGUAGCAAAAGUAGGCCCUCUCGUCAGAGAUGGGCGUAUUUCAUAUCAGAAAACCCAAUCAACACACCCGAUCGAACGCCACUGAAUGGACUUUUCAACUUUACAAUGACCUAUAAGAAAGAGAGCGAUGUUUGGCUACCAUAUAAACAGUACCAUAAGUUAACGCCAGCAGAAUCUAAGCCCGCGAUAAUAAAUUAUGCAGAAGAGAAGAACAAGGUCCCUGAUAGAAAACUAGUUAUGUGGAUAAGCAGUCAUUGUGGGACGCUUCGAGACCAAUAUGCGAAAAAGCUUCAAGAAUUUGUUCCCAUUCGUGUGGCAGGAGGAUGUGCCCACCAAUUUAAGUUACCCUUCCAUAAUUGCAAUCAAGGUGGCAGGGAGGCAUGUUUCAGGCAUAUAAAAGAACAUAAGUUUUAUUUGUCUUUUGAGAAUGCCUUUUGUGACCAAUAUGUGACAGAAAAAUACUGGUACAAUGCACUGGAAAUGGGUAGUGUUCCAAUUGUUUUGGGUGCUGGGCCCUACAAUGACCCAAAGGUGGCGAUCCCUGGCUCAUUUAUAAAUGUUGAAGACUUCGCAACAGUCAAAGAUCUUGCAGACUAUUUGAUUUACUUAGACAAAAAUGAUACUGCCUAUAAUGAAUAUUUCAAAUGGAAAGAGACAUACAAAUUAACUGAUGAACUUGGCUGGCCUUUUCCUGAUAUUUUUACUUGUGACUUAUGCAAAUUGCUACACACAGAUGCUACAGUAAAAGUCUAUGAUCGGCUAUCAGAUUUUUGGAGUGGCAAUGACUGUGUUGGCAAAGAUAACAAAGUGAAAAGUAUACUCAGUAAAAGCUAAGGGUGUUGUAACAUUUAGUUUCAUGUUUGCCUUUUAAACAGCCUGCAUGGUAGAAGGUUGUAAAUUUUUUUUGUAUUUAAAUUCCAUGCAGCAUUUCAUAUUCAAUUAUUUAUUUAAAGAUUUGUAUCCUGGUCCUGCUAAAAGCAACUAAAAGCCUUUAAAAAAAUCAUACUCCAAGGCAAACCAAAUUUGAAACUAUGAUAGUAGCAAACGGUUUCCUAGGAUAUUCCCUUGAACUGGAUAUUACUUACUUCGCAUCAUCAAGGGUGGGCAUACAUCUUUGGUUAUGAAUUCGGUACUGCAAGUUUUGAUAUGUUUAGUGACCAUUGUUAUCAUAUAAAUGUAUACUUAUUAAAACUAAGAUAGCUUCUGGUUGACUUUUGUAGUUCUGUUUGUGGGAAAAUAACCUUACAAUUUUAAUUUCACAGAAAUAUUGUCAGUUUUUCAUGGAUUCAGUAGUUUUAUUCCCCGUAAACAAUACUUUUUGCAUUCAUACAUACUGUAAACAGUUGUUUCAGCAUCUUAUGCAACAUGGCACAGAAACUACCAAACAUUGCAACCUAUCUCAAGAAAUUCCUCAGAUAUAAAGUUAGUUCUACAGCAAUAUUUUUAGGAUGAAUCCUUUUGGAAAAACAUUUCUGUUUCUUUAAUCAAACUAAGAACAUGAAAUGAAAAUGCAACAGUUUUUAUCUGGCUUAAGAAUUUGAUUGUCUGGAGAAAAUGUAUGAAGGUGUUAGGACCAGAGCAAGGCAUCUUUUUCUCAAAUCCUGUUUUGCCCUGAUUUGUCAUUUUUAAAACCUCCAGAGUUUUUGUGAUAUCUUGUUGUGUUGAUGUGCCCUUGAAAAAUUCUGUAGAUUUCAUAUGAUAUUGAUUGUAACUGAUUGAAAACAUAUUUUCCCUUA
Rhopilema esculentum is the source of this 2919-nucleotide messenger RNA. RefSeq names its product 3-galactosyl-N-acetylglucosaminide 4-alpha-L-fucosyltransferase FUT3. NCBI's taxonomy places the organism in Eukaryota, Metazoa, Cnidaria, Scyphozoa, Rhizostomeae, Rhizostomatidae. Gene Ontology annotation, cellular component: membrane. Gene Ontology annotation, molecular function: fucosyltransferase activity. The record is from RefSeq and is a predicted model, not a curated record.